GAUCGUUUCCCUUCAUUCUCUUCCAUUGCCCUGACUCUGUAUGUCUUGGACUGGUGUGAAACUAGCUAUUUCGCACCAGCACUCUACCAGCUGCUCCUUCUCGCAGGAUAAAAUUAGAGAGUUUUGUAUGGCAAUGAGCACAAUAAAGGUCAGAGUAGCGGUGGUGUGGGUUUGAAAAAGAGCUAUGAGUCAUUUAGAGUGAAGACAUGUCUCACUGUGAAACAUGUCUUCACUCUAAAUAACUCAUGCUUGCAUCUUUCCUUCGUUGUUUCCUCCCAUUUAGUUUCAAUGUCGGGCUCACUGCCUCCAUGGAUAUGUCAAGAUGUGUGCAACACUCCCUAUCAACUGCCACAUCCUGUGAACAUGAACAACACUCCUUUGCAACAGUACCAGUACCAGGCUGAUGCUCCCCAGCCUUGCUAUGACCAACAGCAAAGCAGUGGAGACUAUGACCGGCAGAGUAACUCCUUCAUUCCAUUCCCCCAGUCAGGUGCUCCUCCGAAUGUGCCUCAAUUACCAAUGCAUGCUGCUACAACUCAAGCAAAUCCUCAAUAUCCUUUCCUCCCCCACCUGUGGUCUCCUCAAUAUGUUUCCCAGCCACAGGAGUCCUUGCAGCCAUACCCCACAUAUGAAUUUCCAGGUCAACCCCCAUGGUCCAACUGGCAGGGCCCACUUCAUCCUCAACAGCAAAUGUACUCAGGUCACAUCCCCCAGAUGGUCAAUGUCCCUCAUGCUCAUGGCUUCCCUCAUGGGGAACCCCAGCAGUUUCUUCAUGCACCCAGUUACACAACGCCACAUGGUGGCAGUGCUAUGAGCUCCGGCCGUAGUAAGGAGCGGAAACGAUGUGGUGGUCGGUCAGCUAACGCUGCUAGAAAACGAAAGGCUGUCGACGACAACAGCAUGACAGGAGAAUCGUCUUCGGGGGCACUGAAGCGCAUCAAGUCCCAUGCGAGUAAUGGUUUCCGCACGACAUCCACCGCCGUUGGUCCAUCUAAUCAUCAAACUUUCUCUAUGACGGGGAUGCAAUUCGACCUCCGUGACCAAUCCAGAGGAUCUGGAAUGCAGGGGAACCAAUACAGGUCGUUACCUCAAAAUGGAAGCAGCAGGCCGCUUUCGCAGGUGCCGCAGGGCUACUAUAACCACAACGGUGGCCCCUCUCAAGUCUGGCAGAGACAGAAUGAGUCUCAAGAGACAAGUGUCUCUACGCCCCAGUUUCGGGAGCCGCCGAUUGUCCAUCAAAACGGAGACCGAGGUCAACAAAAGCCGACCUUCAACAAUGGUUCUGUUCCACCGUCAUUCCCCAAAAGUGACUCUGGAAAAAUGAACAAUCCAGCCAUCUUUUUAAGGGGCGCUUCUCUCCUUCGAUAUGUGUGCAUACGUCGCGGUAAAAUCGAACCAUAUUCCAGAUGGUUCAUUACCGACAAAGGAGAGAUUAUGCUUCUCGCGAGUCUGCACACGGGCCAGAAUCCAAGUGCCUUACAUGUCACUGGUGCCGCAGAUACUGGCGUUCCCUUUCUCUCGGUGAGAGAGGCCCGCAGCCGUGAGGAAGCAGAGGAAUGUUUUAAAACGGUACUUAUCACUUUGGCAAAGGUGCAGACGGUGCAUAAGAGGUUGGUCGCUCUCACUCAGCCAGUAAUACAGUCCCAAGGGUCGUCGAAUACACACAACGGCUCACAAGGCUUCCAUCGAUUGACGGACAACUUUGCUGGACCUUCUGGACAUCCCCUCCCUACUCCGGCACGUACUCCAGUUCGUACUCCAGUUCAGCCCGAUACCGUGGAACAGACACUCCCUCCGAUUCCGAUCAUUACAGUCGAGGACACUGACACGACAGAUACUUCACCCGUCGUCGAAAUUUCGACGACUCCUACGCAGCCUGAAAGUCUACGGCUUCGAAACGAAGAUUCAGGCGAGCCUGAGGAUGGACCCGAGGCUCCUCCUUGUCCCCCCUCUCCCGUCGAUCGUCCUCCCACUCCGCUCGAGUGCUCAGAUGAGAAGCCAUCCGGCGCCACCGACGAUCAGGUGGAAUCCGCGGAGGAAGAAAAUGGCGGCCCUUCGGAUGGUAGCCUUGUUGGCGCUUUGAUCAUGGACAUGCCAUGGUUCAACGAGCGUUCCGCCUCGUCGCACAAGAAUGGGGAAGAGCCAGUAGCGUCCGCGUCGACGUCCACGAUUUCAACGAAAGGACCCUCUACGGUUAGUGGAGAUGACCACUACGAACGCGUAUAUAACGAGUUCAUGGAUGCAGAUGAAGCUGGGGAGCCAUUGUUGUCCGAGGAAGAUGCUGAUGCCGAUGCCGAAGUACCUACAAGUUCAAGUUGA
Molecule: messenger RNA, 2319 nt
Organism: Guyanagaster necrorhizus
Lineage: Eukaryota; Fungi; Basidiomycota; Agaricomycetes; Agaricales; Physalacriaceae
Exons: 8
Coding region: 289-2319 (676 amino acids)
Source: RefSeq, a predicted model, not a curated record